Ostrea edulis (European flat oyster) is the source of this 1507-nucleotide messenger RNA. RefSeq names its product prostaglandin E2 receptor EP4 subtype-like. The transcript has 3 exons. Gene Ontology annotation, cellular component: plasma membrane. NCBI's taxonomy places the organism in Eukaryota, Metazoa, Mollusca, Bivalvia, Ostreida, Ostreidae. Gene Ontology annotation, biological process: positive regulation of cytosolic calcium ion concentration; adenylate cyclase-activating G protein-coupled receptor signaling pathway; inflammatory response. Gene Ontology annotation, molecular function: G protein-coupled receptor activity. Bases 161 to 1267 code for a protein of 368 amino acids. The record is from RefSeq and is a predicted model, not a curated record.
ACAUCGUAAGUAUGAAAGGAAGUGGAAGUGUGUACAGAAAUAACACACCGAGCCUAUUCUAUAAUUGAAAUGAUUUUCGGAAAAGCAACGAGUGGCUUCAUCGAGCAGUGAAUUGAUAAUCCGUUGGUAUUUCAUACAGCCACAUCAAUUCAAUUUCCCAAUGAGGAAUAUGACGGUCUAUCGUAUUUUGUGCGAAGAGAAAGAAAAUGAGAGUGCAGUUCCUGUAUACAUUCAAAUGACAUUCGGUGCACUGGGAAAUAUUCUGGCGCUGAUUCUACUCUGGGUGGGUCGACAUGAACAUAAAUGGCGGUCGUUCUACAUACUUUUCAUGGGCUUGGUGAUUACUGACUUGCUAAACAAUUGCGUGUGCUAUUCUUUAAUUCUACGAAGAUACAUUUCAAACUUUACGUGGUGUUUACCAGAACAACUAUGCGAUUUACUUUCCUUCUUGGAAACGUUCUCCCAUUUGACAUCCGGAAUGAUAAUCGGAGCAAUGGCUAUUGACAGAUAUGCCUACGUAACAGGAAGGCGACAUCGAACUGGCUUCGAGAGUCGAAGAAUGACAUACCUUAUUGUGUUGAGUGUCAUCCUAUUCUUUGCAUUAGUAAUAUCAGGUCUACAGCUUGUGGGACUAGGGAACAGUCAACUGUACUAUCCUGGAUCUUGGUGUUUUCUAGACUUUACCGACAAAUCAUUAGACAAUAAAAUCAACGCCCUGAUAUAUUCCUUCGUUGGUAUUAUCACCAUCCUUGUAACCCUCAUCAUCGGUAUAAAAACCACCGUACUGACUUGUAGAAAUUCUGAGUAUCAAGCACUACUACUCGAUAACCACCUGGUGUCAGGGGUAUAUGACAACCAUGUGAUCAAGUUUCUGUUCAUUUCGAUAUUUACAUUUGUGUUCCUUUGGGGACCCCUCCUGAUCGACAUUUUCCUACAUGUUAUAAAUAUAACAACAAGCAACAACAAGAAAGAGCUGUGGCUUAUUCGUUUGAUGUACCUGAACACUCAAAUCAACCCCUGGCUCUACGUCAUACUGCGCAAAGAGAGUGUGCGCAGAUUUUUUCUUCUGGUUUUGGGAUGUAGGCGGCAAUUCUGUUGCACCAAGAAGGAAGAGAAUACAGGAAGAGUAUUUACUCCCUCAAGUCCAGCAAUCCUUGCUAUCAUCAGAUACAGGGCCAGCUUUUGUGCAAUAGGAAUUAUUCCGUCUCGAUUGUUUGGACUACAGCCGACUGCAUGCAAAAUUACCCGGAUCAUCAAGGACUCUUAGUGGACAAAGAAUAUUGCAAAGUGAUAGAAUUUUAUUGCUGCAACUUGAUUAUUUGGACAACAGCUGACUGCAGAAUUAUCCCGAAUCAUAAAGGAAUGUAAUUUUGCAUGCAGUCGGCUGUAGUCCAAAUGUUAUGUGUCGGAAUGGACACAUAACAUUAACAGAAAUAUUUCCAUUCCUGAAUGAAUUGAAAAUCAACAUGUAUUGAUAAAAUAUACUUAGUAAAACAAUAACAAUCAA